Molecule: messenger RNA, 6543 nt
Organism: Vanessa tameamea
Lineage: Eukaryota; Metazoa; Arthropoda; Insecta; Lepidoptera; Nymphalidae
Gene: Remo
Product: adhesion G protein-coupled receptor A3
Exons: 9
Coding region: 245-5155 (1636 amino acids)
Biological process (GO): G protein-coupled receptor signaling pathway; cell surface receptor signaling pathway
Cellular component (GO): plasma membrane
Molecular function (GO): protein binding; G protein-coupled receptor activity
Source: RefSeq, a predicted model, not a curated record
CCAAUCAGUCAUUUCUAAUGAUGUCGGAUCAGUGCUUGUAUUUCAUCGUAUUAUUGUUUAUUUUUCUAUUUACCAAUAAUUAAACCAGUGCCAAAACCGAGAUGAACCGUAUACAGUUUUUUUUACUAUAAGUAAUUAAUACAGUGACCGGUGUUUGUGAUUAAUUAAUUGUAACAUUGACGUAGUGAGGAAUUUAUUAAGAUGUGAUUAUUUUUCGGAUUUGGCUUUGUGCCAUCGAUUUUAUAUGAAAAGGGGCAAAAUGAAGCUUUUCUCGAUAAUCGUACUAUUCCUGCUCGUGAAGGGGUCGCUAGGCUUCUGUCCGUCGCUCUGUUCGUGUAAAGGAAACAGAUCGAGCGAUGGUGUCACUUUGGACCCGCAGCCCGGAGAAUUAUUGAAGUUAAAAUGUGGCGGGAGCCCUGCACAAAUCACUGAACUCAAAGAAAUAGAUCUAAGCAAACUCUCGACAGUUGUUGUAAGCUUGAAUCUAUCAGGAAAUGCCAUUUCAACAUUAUCGAGAGAUCUUCAUCUGCCCAACUUACAAAAGCUAGACCUUAGUAGAAACCAAAUAUCAUUGAUAGAAUCGGAUGCAUUCUAUAAUAUGACAUCACUACAACGACUAGAUCUCUCAUAUAAUCAGAUCAGUAAUGUUUAUAAGGAAAUUUUUAAAGGGCUUGUAAAUCUAGAAAGACUCAUUUUAUCACAAAACCAUAUCUCAGUUCUGAGUAUGGGAACAUUUGAUUAUCUCGUUGGGUUGAAACAAAUAGACAUAACAGAUAAUCCCUUAAUAUGUGACUGUGAACUACUUUGGGUAGGAGACUGGUCCAGAAAUACGAGUGUAAAACUAGUUGGUAACCCUAAAUGUGCAUUUCCUGAUAACAUGGUCAAUAAAACAGUUAGGAAAUUAAAAAUAUUUCUUGACCUAUCUGUCUGUGGAAGUGUGCUGCCAUCUAAUACUCUGAUAGUGAAGCCAAAUCAUGACCAAGUAGUAUUUGAAGGCGAUACCUUAGUUUUAACCUGUAAUGCCCCAUUUGCAUCUGUCAUAGCAAAGUAUGAACUGAAAUGGAUACAUCCGAUGUUAGAAAUAUGUGACUUAAAUGUAACGAGUACUGAUAUGCAAGAGGAAGGCUUAGCAGAAACAACUAUAUACUUUCCAAACAUUACAAAUCAUCACACCGGUAAUUGGACGUGUAUGUACAAUGACCAAAACCACAUACGACACAAUUAUACAGUCCAAGUUCUUGUGUUGUCGAAUCAAACACAGUAUUGUCUGACUAAUUAUACAAUAAACAAUAAAGGGUUGUACUCCUGGCCUCAGUUAUUGUUGAAUCAUACAGCUACUAUCCCUUGUCGCAAUGGUGACGGGGUUGCUUAUAGAACUUGUAAUGAAAAUUCAAGUUGGGGUCCCGCUAACACCUCGGAAUGUUCAUACAUUAGUAAUAUAACGAAAUUGCUACAGCAAUUCGCAUUAUUGAAUGUCAGUCUUGUGCAGUAUUCCGCACUGAAUGCUACAGAGCGAUUAGCGAUGUUGAUCCAAGAGAAGACAUACCCUUUGGUAGAGAUUUUAGAUCCUGAUGAUGUUAUGUUUAUCGCCCAAGCGAUCAGAAACUACAUGCAGUAUAUAUCUGAGGAGAGGGACUUAGGCUCCACACUCUUAGAUGUGAUAAGUUCGGUUAUGAAUAUUUCCACUUCAGUCAUGUCACAAGCAGAGACACAGUACGGCUCAUGUACAGAUAUGGUUAAAGCGGCAGAAGAGAUAUCAGCUUUUACCAGCAAUGUACAGGGACAUAAGGCGAACUUAGCGGUGGAGCGCUUCCCGGUGGGCGAGGGGUUCAGCGGCGUGACGUGCGUGUGGUACAGCGCGCGGCGAGGCGGCCCGGCGCGCCUGCACUGCUCCACCACCAACCGCACCGUCGCGCACCGCAGCGCCCUCUCGCGCGCCUCCGACGCGCUCAUACACGCCAGCGUGCAGAUCCCGCAGUCCCUCCUCUACAGCACGACGGAUUGCGGAACGCUUCUGCACACCAAGACUCACGAUCUCGUGAUAGCCAUGUACGAGGACGCCUCGAUGUUCCCGCUGCUGCCCGAGAUGGAGGACGGGCACUCCCCCGGACACCGGUCGAAGGACUACUACGGAAGGAGCACCAAGCGGGAGGACAUGAACAUGGAAAUCACGUCGCCCGUCAUCGGGUUUCAACUGAUGAACGUGUCCCUGCAAGGCGAGCUGCUGGAGCCCGUCAUAGCGACGGUGCGCGCGCGGGCGGCGGGCGGGGCGGACGGGCGCGCCGCCGCCUGGGACCCGCGCGCGCGCCGCUGGGCCGACAACAGCUCGGACUGCAAAGUGUCACACGUAGUUUCCGAAAUGAUAAUCAUCACUUGCACGAGACUGGCCUACGUCGGCCUCCUGCAGAACGUCGAAACCGGUAUAUACGGAGCCCGAACCGACGGGGCGAGGUUCAAGGUGUCCCACCCGGCGGUGUACGUCGGGAGUCUCAUCCUCAUCGGUUGCGUGAGUUGCGCCACGCUCACCUACGUCAUGUGCUACCCGGCCAUACAAAUGGCCAAGAAGACGAAACACGCCCUGAUCAACACCUGGAUAGCGAUCGGCUUGCUCUGCUUCAUGUACACUCUGGGUAUAUACCAGACCGAAGACGUCAAAUUGUGCCAAAUCUUGGGACUUUUAAUACAUUACCUGUCCCUCUCUUGCCUGUUGUGGAUGUGUGUGUCGGCUAGCAACAUGUACAAAUGGGUGACAAAGACACACGAUCCAGUAAGGACGCCCGAGGAUGAAAUUCCACCGGAUGUGCCGAUUCAGAAACCGAUUUUAGGAUUAUAUCUGGUUGGUUGGGGCAUAGCUCUCAUCGUAUGUGGAAUUUCAGGAGCUGUAAAUUUGAAGGACUAUGCCGGUUAUUCCCAAUGUUUCCUGAGUACGGCGCCGGCUUUGAGCGCUUUAUUCAUACCGGGCGGUAUAUUGUUAAUAUUUCUGCUAAUUCUAUUUCUUUUGAUUCGGUGUACGAUAAGAAAUAUGAACGUACAGUUAUCGGAAGGAACCCAAGCCACCGAAAAUGUGGACUUAGAAAUGUGGGAGCCGAACCAAGCUAACGAGGGUGCCGAAAGACGAAGUAUAAAGUCAGUAGUCGAUUCGGAAAUAGAUGAUAUCGAACAUACGCCGAUCAUUCAGCUGAGGGCUCAGGUUAUUGUGCUGUGCUUAUAUAUGUCCGUUUGGACUUGUGGGGCGAUAGCGGUGUACAGACCUCUGCCGGCCUACCUUCCUUACCAAGAAGAUAUUUGCAGUAUAAUUUAUGCGGUCUGUUCUACUGUCCUGGGAACAUUUAUAUUAUUCUUUUAUGGGAUCGCCAGAAGUGAUGUACGAGCGCAGUGGUCACUGAUGCACUGCUACUUACAAUCCAGUAAGCAAUGCUGUAGGAACAGAAGCGUCUUCGAUUCGAAUCAACAAAAUCUACCGGGUAAUCAAACAUCUACAACUUCGCCACAACACAUACCGAACGAUAACAGAUCGCGGUCAGGAAGUCGAAGUUCAAAUCGAACUAACACAAAAACGAAUAACAGCGGAACUUUUAAAGCCGGAGCAGAAUUAAACGGGCAAACGUUGUCCAAAGAUGUUAAAAAUACUAACGGCAAACCCCCUAACAUAAAUCUAGUCGUGUUACACAGGCAGCAGUACAGAUCGAAUAACUCCAUGAUGACAUACCCGGAAUCGGGAACAGUAGGGCCGGAAGUGUUUUACAAUCCGAAUCAAAUGAAUGUAGCGAAGAAAUUCUUUAAGAAACAAAGACAGAACAUGAAGAGAAAUUGCCUAGAACUGCCGCUGAGACGAGAUUGUGACGACGAUUCCCACAUCUCGCUACCACUUCCCAGUAAGGAAGCUUAUAAUGGUUUGGCUAGUUUCAUUAACGCUGGCAAUAAAGUCAACAACACAAAUCAACACGUUGAAAGAUCGAACAAUGGAAUCAAGGAACUCCGUAGUACCGUAAAUCCAAAUCUGCUAGAAGACGAUUCGAAGGACAAUUUCAAAAGCUACUCAACUGAUCGGAAAUCUUGGAACAAAAACGAGGAUCCUAAACAUGGCAGAGGGCAAAUAAUAAACAUUUACACGAACGUCCCAGAAACUCAAGUUCCACAACAUCAAAUUGUUAAAGCUAAUGUUCAGAAAAAUUUAAACGGUCAAAGAAAUAGUGUUUCAGAAGAAUGUCUGCAGAGUCACGCCAGCGAGCAUCCUGAGAUGAGGACGAUAUCGCAACAAUGUAGUUUGGAAUACAGUUCUGCGUCCGAGAUUGCGAUGCCGCAUACGUGUUCUGACCAAACGCUAAACACACAUUCGGAAAUUACGUCUUUUCAAGAUACCCAUAGUGCUUUAUGUUCCACGAACGAAAUAACGGACACGGAGAGCUUCGGUCAAUAUAUUGACUACUUACAACCCAGCAAGGUCUAUGAAAAUAGAGAUCAGAUAGAUAAAUCUUUACAGGAUAUAUCGGAAGAAUGUACCAUGAACAGCGACGACGUCAACCGGUCCAGCACCCCGCAUAAUUUAGAAGCUGGAUUGACGGAGAUCGAUCACCUACUCGAAAACCCCGAUAUGGUCAUUGAAGGUUCUAAAGAGAAAAUGGACGAUGAUAAGGAUGCGUUCUUUAUGGCAAAGACGACAUACGACUUCGAAACUUGUAGCACGAAUGCGAGUGAACAAGGUUUCGAAAACGAAAGCGACAUCUAUUGUCCAAACUAUCAAAUGUCCGAAGUUAGUAUACGGAGCCACGGGCUGUACGCUCCAUCGCCAUCGUCUAUGUGCCCAAAUGAAAUCAGCUUCAGCAAUGAGGACGUUUCGACUCUAGAGAGUCAGUAUGUUAAUUACGACCCGGGAUGGCGUAAAACUAUUAAGGAUAAUGCUAAAUUAGGGAAGUAUGUGCCAACACCUGCAUUGAGUUGUCCCGAAGUGAAUCGUGACAGUAGUCCCAUAUCGUUUUCGAGUGAGCUGGACGAACUCUACACUCAGAUAACGAGUAGGGACAAAGAUAGGACGCCGCGUAUAGAGCACCUCGACGUGACCGUGAACAGUGACGUCACUCUCAAACCGGACAGUGACAGUUGUGUUAGUGAAGCGAUCUCCGAAAUUGAAGGAAAAGGGGAAACGACGGUCUAAAACAUUCAUCGUUUGAAGUUUAUGUUCGUUGAAUAUUCGUGUAUAUAUUCUUCUUUUAGAUACUAUUAUCGUUUAUGACGGUUUGUAAUAAUUAUAUAAGAAGAUACAUAAAUAUUCUCUUUUCGAAUACUGCUAUUUUGUACUUUAGUUAAUUAAUAUCAAGGCGAAAUUUGUGCCAUUAAUUUUAGGUUGUAUAAUUCUAGUACUAAGUUGUAAUUUAUCCGUAUAGUUAUUUAUUUUAUAUAUAUAUAUAUUUUUUGUAAAUGGAGCUGACUCACGGCUUUGACACGGCUUACUCUGAAUAAUCAAAAAAACGUUUAGUUAGUUAAAUUAUGAUACAGAAGAUAAAAAACAUUACUGUCAGUAUUGCGGUCAUCAAUGAAGCAGCAGACUCGUGUGUAAACUACACUAGAUUACUUAUUACAAAAUAUAUAUUCAAGCAAAACAUCUGAGAAGUAAGACUGGCACUGCAUUGCCAACAGCAUUUAUUAUUAUUGUGAACACAUUGCAAACUUCUACUUUAACUCGAAACGAUGGCUAGAGAUGAGCUAGCUCCAAGAAACCGAUAGACUCUGCAACAAUUGACUAUAAAAUAAACAAAUGAUUCCAAAUUUGUAGAAAAUUGAAGGAAACUUGUUUAGAUAACUUUAUUUUAAUAAGUAAUGGAGUAAACUAAGCAAUAUUGUAGUACAUAUUGAUCUCUAACAUUUUCUAUUGUAAAUAUGUGUAAUGUUUUUUUUUAUAUUUACAUUUUUAUUAAAACUAUAAUGACUGUAUUUUUAAGUAAUAUUUAGUUAAAGAAAAUUUUUGACAAAAUUUAUUGUGAAAAGUAAAAUUCUUUGUGGGUUAUUCAGUGGUAGGCUCGAUGAAUGGUAGUCGAUAUGAAAAUUUUGAUAAGGACGACGUGACGUGCCAAAAUAUUUAACGGAAUGUUGUAUUCAUGUUUUUUAAUAAACUCGAUAUUUUGAGUGCUUAUAUUGGAUUCGAGUGAAUUCGCCUAAAGCCCGCCUAAAGUCUAGUCCAAUCAUUUGGCUCGCUUCUGUAGCUACAUGUUAUUGUAGUCAGUUUUCGGUAGAAGUUCAUCGUUUUAGUUCUGCUUGAUUGACAUUAGGAUCAUGUUUUUACAACUCCGACGACUUUGUAUGAAAAGUAUUUCUUUGUUUUCGAAAUAUUUUUUUCGAUUGAAUCGAAAGUAGUGCGACGUGUGCCUCAUUGAUGUUUGUAUAUAUUUUUAAUCUAUACUGUUUAAAAGUCUUUUAUACAUGAUGACUAUAGAUUUGUUUGCGGUGACAGCAAAGUUUACUCUUCAAAGUGUACAGUGUGUAAAAUAUUGUUGCAGUAUAUAAAAUGUUAUGUCAUAGACGAUAUUUUUAUUAUUAAGAGUCACC